CAGGCGUGACAGUUGAGGAACCGCUCUCUCUCAUGUGCAUAUGUUUCUUUAUUUACAUCUAGCUCACAUUAUAAACGACCUACCGAGGUGUUCAGGUUUCCCAAGAGACAGAAACAGAGUUUAUUGAGAAAAUACGGGCUUUUUGUUUGUUUCCGGUUUGCUGCUGUGGCUGCUGGGAAGUUUAGAGAUGUGCACCCAGACGAAAGCUGCUGCUCUAAUGGCCAACAUACCGCAGGCAGACAUCGACCCGUCAGGCGUGUUUAAGUACGUCCUGAUACGAGUCCACAGCAGAGAGGAGGGAGACGACUCGGAGAUAGAUAUAGUCCGAGGAUACGGCUGGGCUGAGUACCACGCUGAUAUCUAUGACAAAGUUUCAGAGGAGCUGGAAAAAGACGGCCACCUGGACUGUGAGUGUAUCGGAGGAGGGAGGAUCAAACAUGAUGCCCAGGCCAAGAAGAUCCACGUCUACGGAUACUCCAUGGGCUUUGGAAGAGCAAACCACGCAGUAACAACUGAGAAACUAAAGGCUCGGUAUCCAGGCUACGACGUGACCUGGGACAAUGAAGGGUACUGAACUGAGACCAGCCUCUGGUGGGCACUCUUUCUCCUGGACUGACAUAGUACUUAUCUGUAACCCCUCAUGAGAAGGAAGAACAUGACAUUAAAAACCAUGCAGAGUUCAACACGGAGCUUUUUGAAAUCACACCAGUUCUCUUAGACUAAGACUGACACACAGCGACAAGCCUGAUGAGCCUUUUCUGGGCUUAUUCUGAAGUUACAAUUUGAGUAAGUGAAUGGUAAAAAAAAAAAAAAGUUGUUUU
Messenger RNA from Seriola dumerili (greater amberjack), 821 nucleotides. It is a transcript of the gene phpt1, whose product is annotated as phosphohistidine phosphatase 1. Gene Ontology annotation, molecular function: protein histidine phosphatase activity. Gene Ontology annotation, biological process: peptidyl-histidine dephosphorylation. Gene Ontology annotation, cellular component: cytosol. NCBI's taxonomy places the organism in Eukaryota, Metazoa, Chordata, Actinopteri, Carangiformes, Carangidae. The transcript is spliced from 3 exons. Bases 188 to 574 code for a protein of 128 amino acids. The record is from RefSeq and is a predicted model, not a curated record.